UUCGGUACCCUAAUCAGUUUUUUUAUUUUUUUUCUUUUUAUCGUCGGAAAUGGGAUUAUGGGAAGUUUUUUCAAUUGGCUUCGAAGUUUCUUUUUCAAGCAAGAAAUGGAGUUAUCUUUAAUAGGUCUCCAGAAUGCCGGAAAAACAUCCCUUGUUAAUGUCAUUGCUACUGGUGGAUAUAGUGAAGAUAUGAUACCGACGGUUGGGUUUAACAUGAGGAAGGUAACUAAAGGAAAUGUCACAAUAAAGUUAUGGGAUCUCGGGGGUCAACCAAGGUUCCGGAGUAUGUGGGAGAGAUACUGCCGUGCUGUUUCGGCUAUCGUCUAUAUUAGCCGGAUAGAAAAUACAUGAUGUUAAGUAAAUCCUCAAUGAAUGGUAUUCCCCUGCUGGUACUCGGAAACAAGAUCGACAAACCAGAAGCCUUGUCCAAGGAAAAUUUGACAGAGCAAAUGCAAGUAAAAGAAUUACACGUUAAAAUCUUCAUUUUAGCCCCCGACAUAACCAAACCAACGGUCAUUAAUUUGUUGAAAACUUGUCCUUGAUGUUGUGCAGGGGCUGAAGUCUAUUACGGACAGAGAAGUUUGUUGCUAUAUGAUUUCAUGCAAGAACUCGACCAACAUCGAUACGGUGAUUGAUUGGCUUGCGAGGCAUUCAAAAUCAAAGAAUUGAACCCUCAAAACUUAACUUUGCUGUCUUUCUAACAAGGUUUGUCCGUGGCUGGGACCAUGUCUUAAUUUUCCAACUUGGCUUGAAUCACUUGUAUUUAUAUAUAGUUUGGUGGGUGAGUGGGGCAUAAAUUUGUUUGAUCUUGUUCGUGUACAGAAUAUUGAGUUGUAAACAACUGAACAUGGGUAAAUCGUUUCGUCGUUUGAAUCGAAUAAAAGCCUUUUGGAUGAUUUUUUUU
Molecule: messenger RNA, 904 nt
Organism: Hibiscus syriacus
Lineage: Eukaryota; Viridiplantae; Streptophyta; Magnoliopsida; Malvales; Malvaceae
Product: ADP-ribosylation factor-like protein 8a
Exons: 5
Coding region: 58-351 (97 amino acids)
Molecular function (GO): GTPase activity; GTP binding
Source: RefSeq, a predicted model, not a curated record